AGAGACGUCUCAAACACCUAGUUGGUUGGUUCUUUCUCUAUGUAUUGCUGUUAGUUUAUUUGUAGCUACUAGUUUUCCCUCUUCCUUCAUAUCUGUAGUAAUCUUCAGAACGAGUGUGAAAUCUAAGUCGAAAUUUGUCCUUACAAUACAGAACAAUCAGAUAUCAUCAAUGACAUUGCUUAGGAUUCAAGCAAUUCUAUGUGGAAUGCACCACUUUUUCUGAGAAAUUUUCAUCUAGCGACUUCGAACACUUUAAAGUGAUCAGUACUUAUUAUAUCUUAAUGAAAGUCCAGUUAUAAAUGGAAGUAUAUACUUCCGUUCGUUACAUACACAUGACGGACUGAUCUAUUAUAAAACUUCAAAUUUGAGUACAGUUGAAUUUAGUUCCCUGUCCUGUUUCUCCUGUAUGAAACCUCAGGAGUUCACUGGCGUUAUAUAUAAUGGUUCGUUAACCAAUCACUCAAUAGCGACUUGAAUUUUUCACUGAUAUUAUCACUCACGGCAGUGUCAUACACAUCCAAAAGUUUAUACACUUACUGAAUAUACACCUGGUGUAUUCAUUUGUGCGUUCGUUCUCCUCACUCCUUUAACUCUUCACUCGGCAUGUAUCAGCCCUUUAUCUCCUUUUUCCUGUUUACAGUCAGAUAAUUGUAUUGGUGGGAAGUGUGUGAUUUUUAGCAAGUUGGAUAUUCGUAGCCAGUUACUUCCUUAAUUUACAAGUGAAAAGUAGGGAUUCAGCUGCACGUCUGUGCCAAUCUGUUCUCCACAGUCUUUUAGAUAACCACGUAAGCUUAUGUCUUUUCCUCACACGAUCUCCAUGCCACCGUAGACGCCCUAUUCGUCAUUUCCAAUUUGAGUUCUGAUUGCGUGCCUCGCGUAUGAUAUUAUUCAACAAUAUUCUCAGCGUGUGUCCCAUUCAUCUCCAUUUUAUCAUACAUAUUUGUUAGGUGAUAGGUUCUAGUUCCUACCUGUACCUAACCUCAAUUCUCUUUAGCAAUAGUUCGUGAAUGUUUUCAAAAGCGGCCUUAUUUUAUGUAUCACAAAAAUUACCCAUGUCUGCUUUUAUUUAGAAUGAGUUUCUAACUAAAAAUAAGUAUUUUUCAUUCCUAUUAGCAGAACACAUUAUGUUAUCCGUAUAGGCUCAGUAGAUGUCCGAAGUUGUUUUCCAGUUAGCUCAGCUUUCUCACUUCAGAAUUAAAACUGCUUUCUAAUAGCUUUCGAAACUCUUCACUAUCUCGAAAAAGCUCGGAAAUUUUAUUUUCUUACUACACUCAGUGGUUGUCCAGAUCAUGAGUACCGUUCUUGCUUGUGUUGAUAGUUUCAUACUGUUGCACAGUCCGCACACGUCUAUCAAGGAGGAUAGAAGUGUGCAGAGCGCUCUGUGUUCUAGAUGUGGUGCUAUCCAAAGAUCAAAAAGUGUAAGGAAAUUCGUAUAUGGAUCUUUUAUUCCAGCACUACCACACUUUCCGUGUCAAAAAAUAUUCACAAAUCCCUUGAAUCUUUUAUUUAAGACUCCAGACAUUGAUAGACCCCAAUUGACCUACUGGAGCAUCAGAAGCCCCAACACCACACUUGGUACCAUAGUUUAGGGGAUUGAAACAUAGAGAAAAUGCCAGUAGCCGAUAUAUAUGUAUAUAUAUCUUGAGAAGGAGAGGGAAUAAGCGGAAAGCAGUUAGAGCAGCAGACAGAGGUCUGGUGAAUUUAUAUGUUGCUACUUGUUUGUGUGUAAAAAUUCAUUUUCGCGUACACGCCUCUUUUAAACUGCACGUAUCUGCUUAUAGUCUUAAUACUGCUUUAUUGGUUUCCCUUGUUGGGAGGUCAACCAAUACAUUUUUUUCAGUUAAGGUAGUGUAUCUUAGAGAUACGGAGUUUUCACUAAUGGAACUUGUCAUUUUCAGCGUCCGUGUUAACGUGAAAUUGACAACAAAGUUUUAGAAGACUGGAGAUUUAUUCGUUGGCUUGAAUUGUCAUUCGAUAGUCACAACGUAUUUGCGUGUCGAUGCAUCUGCAGUUUAUUGUUGUACGCGAUUGACUUUCAUCUAAUAAACUCAUAAGAAGUUGGUGAACUAUUUCGUGUCUAAUGGCUGUCAACUCUGUUAUCCCAUCAGAACUGCGUCAAUUGAGGGCGUGCUUGUUGUGCGGUUUAGUGAAGACUCUUAAUCAGUUUCAGUUAAAUGGAUGCGAGAAUUGUGAAGACUUUCUUAAGAUGCAAGGUGAUCGAGAAAAAGUCUAUGAAUGCUCUUCUGCCAACUUCGAUGGCUUACUUGCAAUGAUGUCACCAAACGAUAGUUGGGUUGCUAGGUGGCAAAUGAUUGAUAAACUGACACCUGGAGUAUACGCAAUCAGUGUGUAUGGAACACUUCCCAGUGAUAUAGUGCACUAUCUACGAAGCAAAGGAAUUUCCUACCGGUCUCUCGACAAAAGUGGAAAAUAGAUACGUGCUUUCGGAAACUUGUAAAUUUAACCAUACUGUAUAUUUAUUUACUUAAACUCACACUGCAAUAUUAAUACGUUUUUUUGUUAUAUUAAAUGCUAAAAUUUGUUCACCUUCAGUGUACAUAUUUAUAGCUAAGAGUUAAAGCAGUUUUAAAAUAACACUAAAGACCUUUAAACAGAUGAUAUUUCUUUUAUCGUUUACCUGUUGUCGUCACAGCUUUUGAAAUUUAAGUUGAAGAUUUCCUAGUUUUGAUGGGAUGGUUUUUCAGUAACAUUUUCAGUUUUAACUGACUCUUAAACAGUUAAUAAGAUCUAAAAAUAACGGAGAUUUGUGAUUUAGAUGGCUGUUUGUGGUGUUUUUAUGUUCUUAG
Molecule: messenger RNA, 2807 nt
Organism: Trichobilharzia regenti
Lineage: Eukaryota; Metazoa; Platyhelminthes; Trematoda; Strigeidida; Schistosomatidae
Source: the annotation of a GenBank genome assembly